UACCCCGCCCCCUUAGGCAGCUCUUCGCCCUCACCGUCUCUUUCGCGGGAAGCUGGCUGGGCGAGAGGGCGCUGGUGCGGGGGACUUGAUUGUUUUGGGAAGAGGCGAGGAGUGGAGCUCGCUGCCUGGACGUGAGCGAUCGGCGGCGGCGCUAUCAAUAUCAGUACCGAUAACAGUCAUAAUAAUAAUAAUAAUUCUAGCAGCGGCGGUGGACUUGGCUUGAUCUGGGCAAGGAGGAAGGAGUCGCUGCCCCAGGCAUGAGGUUGUCCGGGCCCCACGCCGCCGCUGCCGCCCCCAGAAGCCGCCGAUCCUCUGCGGGAACCCGGUAGUCCCCUCCACCCCACCCCGCUCCGCCCCAGCUCUUGGGGGGCUUCCUCUGGAUGCGGCUGCGCCUGGGCGCUGCCCGCUCCGUCCGGCUGCCGCCAGCCCCGCCGAGUUUUGGAUGAUGACGAUGAACUCUCUGGCCGAGAGCUUGCUGGGCCCUCCGGACCCGUCCAAGGCGUCCUUCCUGGACUUCGGGCUCGGCCCCCCACCUCCCUCUCCGCCUCUCCAUCACCAGCAACAGCAGCAGCAGCAACCCGGCUUGGCGCCCCCUUACUCUCUGCAAGCGCUGCAGCCGCCGCCGCACGACGGUGGUGGGGGCGGCGCCUUCCCCCCCGGCGCAGCCUCGUACGGCAGACCCCUGGCUUACGCCCCCUAUCCCGGGGCAGCCGGCAGCAGCCCCCACCACGCUUUCUACCACCACCACCAUCACCACCACGGCGCCUCGUACUCGCCUUACCAGCAGACCUCCAGCGCCCUGGGACACGGGACGAGGCUGGAGGAGACGGACCUUGAGAAAUCGACCAUCAUUGAGAACGGCGAAAUCCGUAUCAACGGCAAAGGCAAGAAGAUCCGCAAGCCACGCACGAUCUACUCGAGUCUCCAGCUCCAGGCCCUCAACCAGCGCUUCCAGCAAACCCAGUACCUGGCGUUACCCGAGCGAGCAGAACUAGCAGCGCAGCUGGGCUUGACCCAAACCCAGGUGAGAUGUUGCAAAUGUCCUUUGGUUCACUUAUCUGUAACAUAACUUCCCCCACCCCCA
Molecule: messenger RNA, 1084 nt
Organism: Podarcis muralis (Common wall lizard)
Lineage: Eukaryota; Metazoa; Chordata; Lepidosauria; Squamata; Lacertidae
Source: RefSeq, a predicted model, not a curated record